GUUUUGGCGACAUUUAGACUGAAUGAAGGUGGAAAACUGCUAGUUGUACCUCAAGAUGGAAGCCAUUGGCUUAGCAUGCGAAACUUGAUAGAGAAGCUGUCCCACAGAAGUCAUGAGAGUGUUGUGGUUGUCCCCGAUGUCAACUUUCACUUUAAGAAUUUAGACCAAUUUACAGUGAGAACUUUUGCUGCUCCCUACACCAAAGAGUAUAUUGAAUCAAUGAUAAAAGACUAUACCAAUGAAGUGUUUGAAGAGAAGAGAGCCUUACAGAAAGCAACUGAUACGUAUGACAGGAUGAUGAAUAUGACAAGGUAUUUUGUAGAAGCAUGUAAGAACCUUCUUUACAAUGAAACUUUUCUCAAUGAUUUGGAAACACACAAGUUUGAUGCUAUGUUGACUGAUCCAGUCUUUCCAUGUGGAGAAAUAAUAGCUCAACAUUUAUCUAUUCCAACUGUAUUCUUCAUGAGAGGGGCUCUAUUUGGCGUGGAACAGGAAGCAACCAAGUCUCCCAACCCACUGUCUUAUGUGCCAAGAUUCUUCACUGUAUAUACUGACCACAUGACCUUCAAUGAAAGAGUGAAGAACUUUCUGUUGAGAUAUGUUGAGAUGAUUCUGUGCCGUAUUUUCUAUGCUCCUUUUGCUCAACUGGCAUCAGAUUUUCUGCACAGGGAAGUCUCAGGUGUGGACCUUUUCAGUCGGGCUUCAAUCUGGCUCUUAAGACAUGACAAUGUCUUUGAAUUUCCAAGACCUUAUAUGCCAAACAUGGUACUUAUAGGAGGAAUUAAUUGUGCCACGAAGAAGCCUCUAAACCAGUACGUCAUUUGCUUUCUGCCUAUGCUGGAAGGCAGAAGGUUAGCGGGGGGCGGGGCACAGCGGUUGACAUCGAUCUCUCCUACCCUCUUGGUGCUGGCUGAAGAGGAACGAUCCCCACUGCUGACACAGACAGGGAGAGAAGCGGUGAUUGAAGUGAACACAGACCACUACAACCGUCACUCAGCGGAGAGGAGGACAGGAGAGCAGAGCUGA
Nanorana parkeri is the source of this 1026-nucleotide messenger RNA. RefSeq names its product UDP-glucuronosyltransferase 1-3-like. Gene Ontology annotation, molecular function: UDP-glycosyltransferase activity. The record is from RefSeq and is a predicted model, not a curated record. Lineage: Eukaryota; Metazoa; Chordata; Amphibia; Anura; Dicroglossidae. Bases 76 to 1026 code for a protein of 316 amino acids. The transcript is spliced from 2 exons.